AUGUCUAAGGCGAAACUCGCUGCUGCUGCCGCCGUGGGCAUUGUAACCGGUGCAGGGUCGGUCCUGCUGUAUCCCGAAUCCCGCAAAUCCAAACCUGUGUUAUUCCCCGAUCUUAUCCUAUUUUCUAACGAAGGGUCCGGCUCUGAAGACAAGGCCUUAGUCUCCAAACUAGUGGACCCUACCGGUGUCCUUAAGUACGGCUACCCUGGUUCCGUCAACGAUAAGCUUAAGGAAAUCUCGUUAUACGUAAUCGGCGAGCGCCGAAACAACUUCCGAAUAUCUAUCCGUCCGGAUGAUGACUGGACCUCUGUAUCUCCCUUAUAA
Molecule: messenger RNA, 324 nt
Organism: Aspergillus terreus NIH2624
Lineage: Eukaryota; Fungi; Ascomycota; Eurotiomycetes; Eurotiales; Aspergillaceae
Exons: 5
Coding region: 1-324 (107 amino acids)
Source: RefSeq, a predicted model, not a curated record